GCCGCUAGAAUGGAGACUGAAGACUCAGACGCGAGCAACCCCUAUUCAGUAGAAGGCAACAAGUGCCUGGACCCGGACGUGUGUGACGCUGACAGCUGCGACAUCCCAGACCCAGGGCUGCUCAAGGAAAAGAACGAGGUGCUUUCGGAGCCAGUCCCACGGCUUUUUACCAGCAGCUCCCGGUGGCAGAACAUGACCCCACGUGCCCGUGCCCACCAGCUGUGGCUGUUCCUACGUGCGGGCCUCCAUGACUUUGUAGAAAAGGAAAAGAGAGGUGAGCGGUGUGUGGCACGCUUGACCCAUGGGCUGGAGCCGCUGCGCCACCUGAAAGUGGCAGCUGGGCUGUGCUCAGUGGCCCAGGACCCAGUGGGCAGACGCUUUGUGGUGCUCGAUGGUGCAGGCCACCUGCACGUGCACAGAGAGGAUGGAUGGGCAUACGAGAAGCUACAGGCCCCAGCCGUGCUCACGGGGCUGGUGGCAGUGCCGGGCCCGCUGGAUGCUGUGAGCCGCUUUGUGGGUUGGGGCCCCAAGGGGCUGGCCAUCCUAAGGCCUGACCUCAGCCUGCUGUGGCUGAGCAAGCCAGGGGUGGGCAGGGUGCCAGGCCACGAGCCCCUCUGCUGUCUGCCAGUACCCAGCCUGGGGCUGUUGCUAGUGGCAGGGGCAGGUGGCAGCCUUGUGCUCUGGAAGUUCUGUUCAGGGGGUCGCCGCCUGGUGCCAUGUGGGUCACCUCUGCAGCUGCCACCAAGCCCUACAGGUACACUCACCCGUUUGGUUCUGGGGCCCCUGCAGUCCCACCAAGUCCCACGCUGCUUCGCGGCCUAUGGCUCCGCUGUACUCACCUUUGAUCUGCACACCUGGGCCCUCGUAGACGUGCGCCGGGACCUGCACAAAACCGCUAUCUUGGACUUGGCCUACUGCCUAGAGGUAGAGGCCAUGGUAACAGCCUCGCGCGACAGCACGGUGAAGGUGUGGGAGGCUGACUGGCGGAUCCGGAUGGUGUUCAUGGGCCACACAGGCCCGGUGACAGCUCUGGCUGUGCUCCCGAACACGUCCCUGGUACUGUCGGCCUCGCAGGACGGGACGCUGCGCACCUGGGACCUGCAGGCGGCAGCACAGGUGGGCGAGGUGGCGCUGAACUGCUGGGGCCCAGACGUGGCGUCUGGGCGCGUGAACCGCCUGCUGGCGCCCGCGGGCCCCAGCUGGCCGGUGCUCUCCCUGAGGGCCAGCAGCGUGGAGCUGUGGCGCCUUCGCGAGCUGUACUCGCCGCUGGCGCAGCUGUCUGCCCCAGUGCUUCACGUGCAGGUGGUGCCUGCGCUGUCCGCACCCCCGCACCCGCUCCUGCCGGCGCGCCUCGUGUGCGCCUGCGCCGACGGCUCGGUCUACCUGGUGUCGGUCGCCACUGGGCGCACCGUGAGCGCGCUGCUGCUCGAGCCCGGUGACUGCGCAGCCUCAGUGCUUUAUUGCCUGCCGCGCGAAGCGCUGUGGCUGCUGACACGCACCGGACAGCUGGUGUGUGCCAGCGCGGCGCGCUGCCCCAUGCGCGUGCUGCACCGCGUGUGCCCGCCCCCCGCGCCUGCGCCCAGGCCCUGCUGCCUGCACCUCUACAGCCACCUCACAGACCCCGGCAGCGCGUUUGCCGGCUGGGAGACCGUGUGCCAGCAUGGGGGGGAGCCGUGCCGGAGCGACGCAGCCCGGGCCUGGAAGGACAAGAACCGGUACCUGCCCGUGGUGGGGCACACGGAUGGCACCCUGUCAGUCCUGGAGUGGCGCUGGUCGAAGACCGUCUUCCAAACCGAGGCACACAGCCCGGGCCCCGUCACCGCCAUAGCGUCUACCUGGAACAGCAUCGUGUCCUCCGGCGGAGACUUGACAGUGAAGAUGUGGCGCGUCUACCCCUAUGCGGAGGAGAGCCUGAGCCUGCUGCGCACCUUCUCCUGCGGCCACCCUGCCGUGGGGCUCUGUGCACUUGGGAAGCGGAUCACGGUGGGCUUUGAGGAUCCGGACAGCGCCACCUAUGGCUUGGUGCAGUUUGGCCUGGGCGACAGCCCCCGCUAUGAUCACCGGUCCCAGGAUGACCCCACGGACCACAUCACUGGCCUGUGCUGCUGUCCCACGCUCAAGCUGUAUGCCUGCUCCAGCCUGGACUGCACCGUCCGCAUCUGGACGGCGGAAAACCGCCUGCUGCGGCUCCUGCAGCUGAAUGGUGCCCCACAGGGCCUGACCUUCAGCAGCAACAGUGGGGACCUGGUGUUGGCUCUGGGCUCCCGACUCUGCCUGGUAUCUCAUAGGCUCUACCUGCCCACAUCCUACCUGGUUAAGAAGCUGUGCCAGAAGGUCCCUGAUGUGGUGGAUGACCCUCUACUACCACUGACCAGCCAGGAGUCGCGGACCUCAGCCCAGCUGCAGAGGCUCGGCAAUCUCCAUGGGGUGGCCAGUCUUAGCACAGACUGGUCUUUCGCCCAUCGCCAGACGGCAACACCGCAGCAGCCAGUGUUGGAGGAGGACUUGGAAGCCCUAGUUGCCCGGGAUCAAGACCUUCAGCAGCUGAGUCUGGGGCUGGUGGUCCCGACAGCCCAGCCCCCACCCUCCCAGCACGAGCGGCAGGAGGCGUUUGACCACUACUUGCACCUGAUCUAUGGCCCUGGCUUGCUGGACGUGCCUUCUGGAAGAGAGUUCCAGCGGUGGAGUACCGUGACCCUCGCCGUGGAGAGAGAGACCUGGGACGUGUGCACCUCACACAGAGCUGCCAACUGCCUUUGGAAGGCCAGAGUCUGCCCUGAAGUCCCGACGGUGCCCGCAGCCCUCCCCCAACGGGACCCGGGAGCUGUGGGCCCGCGCUUUGUCCACCCCCCCCGAGCCCCCUUGCCUAUCCCACCCGUACACCGGGGGGUGCACAGCAAGGCAUCCCAGCUGCUGGCCCGCUCCUCCCUGAGCAGUAACCUGGGCCUCAGUCUGGACCUGCAGCUGCAUUUGGAGCGGCUCCGAGGGGAGAAGCCUAUGGUCCCAGGCCCACCGGCCCUCCACCUGCAACACGGGGACCCCCUCUUGAUGAAGAGGCGGCCCAAGGAGCCUCUUUCCAACCUCCGAGGCUUCUUUCCUACCACCAUUCAGCCCUACAAGGACUUGCAGCGGCCGGUCAGCUUCCCCGGCAGCGUGCCCAACUCGGUGGUGCUGCAGCAGAUGUGGCUUCACCGGGAGGUCAGCAGCCUCGGAGCCCUCGCCCAGCACACCAGCCGCAGAAGCAAGCCAGGAAGGCGCCAGGAUGACCUGUGGCUGCCGCGGCGCAUCGGGGUGGCGCACGGCCAGGUGGCAGCAGAAGCUGACCGGGUGGUUGGGGGAAGAGGAGGAGGAGGAGGAGGAGGGGCAGCGGUAUGUGGACUGGUCCUCAGAUACCCUGAGCCCACCUACGCAGCUCUCCGAGUCCGAGGAGACGGAGGCUCAGAGCGCUACGGGCCUCUGCCCAGGUUUUGCAUUUUUUUCGUCGGCCAGAACUGGUUCAAAAAGCUGUUCCCCAUCUUCACCUUGGAGGCCUACCCCGAGGUGAGCACGGUGGAGGGCCUGGCCUCACUGUUCGUGGACCUGCUGUACGAGGCCUCUUGGGCAGACGGCGUGCACAUCUUGAAAGCGCUGCUGAGGCUGCUGCCCGACACGAGCAGAGACCUUCGUAACCAGCUGCAGGGCGUCCUCGUGCGCCUGCUCAACCUGGACCAGCCCCCCAGCCUCGAGGACCAGACGCAGAAGCAGUUCGUGAUGCUGGCUCUGCAGCUGCUCCUGGCCGGCUCCCUGCAGUCCCGCGAGGUGGUGCUGGAACUCAUGUCGUACUUCCUCUACUCGCCUGCCUCCCGCCGGCCGAGCUCAGGAAACUGCUGGAUGGGCUGGGGCCUUCAGGAUCCGCAGGGCUUCCUGUUCAAGGAGAUGAUGACCUGGGUCCAGGGCCCGGACGCAGGCUCCAAGGCUGCCCUGCGCAAAUGCUGCUGCCAGAAGCUGGAGGAAAUGAUCCAGAGGUUGCAGGUCCUGGGGGGCAGGGGUGGGGUAGGCUGCUUGCAGUGGAGCCUCCUGUCUUGCCCACACCCCGCCCCCCCCCCCAGGCUGGCCGGGGCUCUUUGCCUUGCUCUGUAUCUGUGCCUCAUGGGUCCUCUUCUGUCUCCCAACCCCCCAUUUCUGGGGAUCAUCCUGCUCCUCCCCAGGAAGGAGUCUGCAGCCAGAUCUCAGGCUUGGGGGCCGGGGCAGCCUCUGCCUUGGGCUUGGGGGCACUGUCCACUGGCUGCUUCCUCCACAGACGGAGCACUUGCAGCCUUCCGUGGCCAAGUUGUCCGAGAUGCUGCCCAAGGUCUCCCAGACCUCGGUGUUUCCAUCUCCUCCCAAGGAGACCCUGUCGCGGAUUUCAGUGCUCGCUGGGUCACCUCAUGUCUCAAGGGCACCCUCAGUCCGUUCCUGGGUACCCUCCCUUGUGGUCUCACCCGGGAGCUGAACUUGGCUGUCCUUGAGUCCGGAGCCAAGCCGAUGCCUUCACCAACGCAUCUCCGGCGGAGCAAACACGCGCUGUCUGAGGCGCCGCCGCACUUCUGCCCCUCCGAGGUCCACGCGCCCUCCUCAGCACCCGCCGCGCUGCUGGAAGAGUCGCUGCCACUGGCGCAGACGGACUGGUCCCGGUCACAGAUGCUGGACCUGGGGCCAAUCGAUGCGCUCAACUUCUUUUGCGAACAGCAGCGAGCACGGCUCGAGCAAGGUUUCCCGCAGGAGGAGCUCGAGACACUGCGCCCGAGCCCGCGCCCACCCGAGUCCAACACCGUACUGCCCCAGCCCCGGGAUCGCUGGCACUAUCCCAUCCUCCGGCUUCAGGAGGCCAAGGUCCAGAGGUCUCCGAUGAGACUGAGGGGCUGGAUGCGGUCCCGGCUCUGGGUGGGCCAUACCCUCAGUGGCUCCAUCCGGAUGCUGAAGCUGCCGCUGCCGAGGGUAGAAGUUCAGCCUUUCCCCCCGGACUGGCCCAGGCCUGCCCGUCCGCUGCCCCCACGGCUCCUGCAACCCACCUUGCAGCGCUACUUUCUGCCAGAUUAUACAGAGACCCUGACAGCUACAGCUGACCAGACUGGUGGCCCCAGUCUCUUCUUCCCUCCAGCAUGGAGUCAAGAUGUGGCUCUCCAGCCAGCUGUUCUCCCCUGGAAAUAAAGUCCAGAGGCCAUGGCCAGAAAAAAAGGGUGCCACCUUCAUCUUUGGGGACUGCAAGUGUGAGCAGGGCCGUCUCAAUGGUGUGAUGAAUCUGCCAGUGGCCAGUUGCAAGGCAGGAGCUGGGGGCAUGGUGGAAUCUGGCGUGGUCAGCCCUUGGUGGAGCAGCAUUCCUGGUGGGGGUGGGUCUGUCUGCCAGGAGCCGGACCCAUCGCAUGGGCAUGUCCCUGCUCAGGCACUCAGCCUGUGUUUAUCAAUA
This is a messenger RNA of Zalophus californianus (California sea lion), 5425 nucleotides long. RefSeq names its product WD repeat domain 97 (gene WDR97). NCBI's taxonomy places the organism in Eukaryota, Metazoa, Chordata, Mammalia, Carnivora, Otariidae. Gene Ontology annotation, molecular function: protein binding. The record is from RefSeq and is a predicted model, not a curated record.